AUCCACCCCGCGUUUUCCCGAACGCGUCGACAACACGCGGGAGCCCGAGCCCUCUCUCCCCUUCCCCUUCACCUUCGCCCUCUCUCUGCGCGAUCGGAUCCCAAAACCCUAGCUACGAUCGUCGCCGCGCCAUGGAGCCUCUUCCUCCGCCGAGGGAUCGGAGGGUCGAUGCCCUAGGCGAUCUCUGCGUCCUCCCCGACGAGGUGCUCUGCGCCAUUCUCGACCUCCUCCCCCCCUCCGACCUCGGUCGCCUCGCUUGUGUUAGCAGUGUUAUGUACAUUCUAUGCAAUGAAGAGCCACUGUGGAUGAGUAAGUGUCUUUCUACUGGCGGACUUAUUGAGUAUAAAGGCUCUUGGAGGAAGACAACAUUGUGCAGGCUAAAUCUCUGUGCUGAAAAUGAAGAAGUUGACCACAAAACAUUGCAUUUUGAUGGAUUCAACUCCUUAUUUCUAUAUAGGAGAUGGUAUAGGCGUUUCACAGCGCUGAGUGCAUUUUCUUUCGACAGUGGAACUGUCGAAAGAAUUAAAGACCUUUCCCUGGAUGAGUUUAAAGCUCAGUACGAUGGCCAGAAACCGGUUUUGCUUACUGAGUUGGCAGAAACUUGGCCCGCAAGGACUAACUGGACAAUUGAUCAACUAUUGCCGAGUUAUGGAGAUGUAGCAUUCAGGAUAUCACAAAGAAGUCCUCAAAAGAUAAGGAUGAAAUUUAAGGAUUAUGUUUCCUACAUGGAAGUUCAACAUGAUGAAGAUCCUCUUUAUAUUUUCGAUGACAAGUUUGGGGAGUCUGCACCUGCCUUAUUGGAAGACUAUAGCGUCCCUCAUUUGUUUCAUGAGGACUUCUUUGAUAUCCUUGAUCAUGAUCAACGGCCUCCAUUUAGAUGGCUCAUCAUCGGACCAGAAAGGUCUGGUGCAUCGUGGCAUGUCGAUCCUGGUUUGACCAGCGCAUGGAAUACUCUUCUCUGUGGGAGGAAAAGAUGGGCAUUGUACCCUCCAGGUAGAGUACCUGCAGGUGUUACUGUACAUGUAAAUGAAGAAGAUGGUGAUGUUAACAUAGAGAGCCCAACAUCAUUGCAGUGGUGGCUUGAUAUUUAUCCUCAGCUUGCUGACCACGAUAAGCCAUUGGAAUGCACUCAACUGCCUGGAGAGACUAUUUUUGUUCCCAGUGGUUGGUGGCAUUGUGUUCUAAAUCUGGAAACAUCAAUAGCUGUUACUCAAAACUUUGUGAAUCCAUCAAAUUUCUUAUUUGUAUGUCUCGACAUGGCACCUGGGCACCGUGUUAAAGGGGUUUGUCGUGCUGGAUUGCUGGCUAUUCCGGAUGAGGAUAGUAGAGAUGUUGAACCCAAUAAUUCCAUGGAUAUAGAGGAAUUGAACCACUGUGAAACGACCCACAAAGAGAAAAAGCUCAAACCAUGUACAAAUGGUAGCAAUGGGUAUGCUAAAGAGGAGUAUCAAACAUUUUCAUAUGAUAUAGAUUUCUUAUCUGGGUUUUUGGAGGAAGAAAGGGACCACUACGUUUCCUUAUGGAGCCCUACCAAUUACAUCGGGCAAAGAGAGAUGAGGGAAUGGUUGCACAGACUUUGGAUUGCUAAACCAGCAGAGAGACAGUUAAUAUGGAAGGGUGCUUGCCUAACUUUAAAUGCUGACAAAUGGUACGCAUGCCUGGUGGAGAUUUGCCAGCGUCAUAUGUUGCCAUCUCCCUUAGAUGAUGAGAAGCUUCCUGUCGGCACGGGUAGCAAUCCUGUUUUCCUUGUUUCGAAUUAUGUAAUAAAAAUAUAUGUUGAAGGAGGGUUGGAGUCCACUAUCCAUGGUUUUGACACAGAGCUUGAGUUCUACAACCUACUUUACAAGGUGAACUCACCUUUGAAGGAGCAUGUUCCAGAUAUUGUUGCUAGUGGCUUUAUUGUGCACGAAAAUGGUGUUUAUAGAACAGUUCCAUGGAACGGAAAAGGUUUACCAGAAGUGAUUGCUAACUGUUUCCCUGAGAAGGUAACCUCCAGCGAUGAUUGCUUUUCUUUUGGUGUAUGGAGUAAGAAACAAUUUGAGUUAAGACGUUCUGAAGCUGUUUCAGAGACAAGGAUAUGGCCUUAUUUAGUGACCAAAAGAUGUAAGGGCGAUAUUUUUGCUCAUAUAAGGAACACAUUAUCAAAGGAUGAUGUCUUGCAUCUAGCUUCUUUUCUGGGAGUUCAACUACGAAACCUUCAUCUCUUGCCCCUACCACAGAUGUUAAAUGCAUCUGAGUCGAAGGUUGAUCAUAUUAAAUCGACAACAGAAAAAUUCAGUGAUCUGACUGGUCUGAAAAUUUCGCCUAAAUGGAAGCCUGUAAUUGAUAUUCUAGAAGAGAGAAAAGAGAGCAUCAGAAACCGCCUAGUUCAGUGGGGGGAUCCCAUUCCAGAACUUUUAAUUGAGAAAGCUGAGGAAUAUCUUCCACAGGAUUUAGCACUUUUGCUCGAUUUCGAGAAGGAUGUUGAUGGUCUUUACAGAAUCUGUCAUUCUCCUUCUUGGAUACAUUCAGACAUUAUGGACGAUAAUAUUCACAUGGAACCUGGUCUGCCUAUGAAUGGCUUUGAUGAGGAUGCUUUAACGGGCGGUUCAAUUGGGAACGGUGGAGAAAAUCAAUUUAUCACAAAAGGAGGGCCAAGAAAAUGGAUUCCUACUCAUAUUAUUGACUUCAGCGAUCUAUCUAUCGGAGACCCUUUAUAUGACUUGAUUCCUCUGUACUUGGAUGUUUUCCGAGGAGAUGUGUCUCUUCUUAAGAAGUUUCUAGAAAGCUACAACCUUCCAUUGUCCAGAAGAGCAGCAGAUCAUACACCACCCUAUUGUGGGUCAGCGGAAAAUAAAUUCAAAAGGAUAUCAUAUCGUGCCACGUGCUACUGCAUUUUACACGAGGAGAAUGUGUUAGGAGCUAUAUUCAGUUUAUGGAAGGAAUUGAGGACUGCAACAUCUUGGCAGAUUGUCGAAGAAGCUGUAUGGGGGGAGUUGAAUAAUUAUCAAAGCACUUUAACCUGAUACAUAAUAACUCUUUUAUUUUCACUCGAAGAAAAAGAAAAAGAAAACUGAUACAUCUUUUCUUUUCUCAAGGUUACGAUAGAAUUGUUGAAUAAUACAGCGUAGGUCAAAUGCCUUAUAUUAUUUAAGAAUUUAUUUGAGAAUAUUAUUCGUGCUGUCUUUUUUUCCCAUUUUAAAUGUAAUUUGCCGUUUAAGUGUAUGUGUUAAGAUGAUAGAUGUUGCCGUAACCGUGUAUGUGUUAAGAUGAUAGAAGUUGCCGUAACCAUUAAGCAGAUUAUUCUGUGUACUGUAGUUUGUCA
This is a messenger RNA of Ananas comosus (pineapple), 3304 nucleotides long. Its product is annotated as F-box protein At1g78280. The transcript is spliced from 16 exons. The coding region runs from base 132 to 3005 and encodes 957 amino acids. Gene Ontology annotation, cellular component: cytoplasm. Gene Ontology annotation, molecular function: protein binding. The record is from RefSeq and is a predicted model, not a curated record. Lineage: Eukaryota; Viridiplantae; Streptophyta; Magnoliopsida; Poales; Bromeliaceae.